Molecule: messenger RNA, 2958 nt
Organism: Chrysemys picta bellii (western painted turtle)
Lineage: Eukaryota; Metazoa; Chordata; Testudines; Emydidae
Gene: GYG2
Product: glycogenin 2
Cellular component (GO): cytoplasm
Molecular function (GO): glycosyltransferase activity
Source: RefSeq, a predicted model, not a curated record
AGCCCCGGGGCUGGCGCGCCACAGGUUACCUGAGUGCAGCCGAGCGGCGCUGGGGGCGGAGGCAGCCCCGCUGCCCAGCAAAUGGCUGCGCAAGGGCAGCUGGAGGACUCGCGCGGGGGGCAGCGCGCGGGCCCCCGCCCCUCAUAAAAGCAUCUGCGCUGGGCUGGGCGCGGGCUGCUUGCUGCACCCUGGGCUUUGUCCGCGCGCGGGGCAGCGGGAGGGGGCCCAGUGCGGGGCUGGGAGGCGGCGGCGACGACAGACGCGACCCUAAGCUCGCAGGGGGGAGUGGCCCAUUGCAAAUGCAAUCGGCCAGGGCGUGUGUCUCGCAUGCACGCUAGAGCCUCCGGAUGGUCAGGCUUUGUCCCCUGCUAAUGACCGUGCUGCUGCGGGGGCUGAAGGGAGCAUGACUUUGUAAUUCCCUUCCUGGGUCUCCAGCCGCAGGAAGGAGGCUGAUUACCAACUGGGGAUUUGUCCACUCAGCCCAGGCCUGUUGGGAGCCAGGGAGACGGGCUGGAGUUGUUGCUGCUGCCAGCGUCCUUACCCAACACACCAACAACAGCCUACCCUUCUGGCUUGAGAGGAUGGCUGCAGAUCAGGCAUUUGUGACCCUUGGUACAGAUGACGUUUAUUGCCAAGGAGCUUUGGUUCUUGGACAGUCCUUGAGGAAUCACAUGACAUCUAGAAAGCUGGCCAUACUAAUUACACCACAGGUCUCCAGUGUCAUGAGGGCUGUCCUCUGCAGUGUGUUUGAUGAAGUGAUUGAAGUGGGUGCAAUUGACAGUGCUGACUCGAUGCACUUGGCUCUGCUGGAGAGGCCAGAGCUGGGUGUAACCUUCACCAAACUUCACUGUUGGACUCUCACUCAGUAUAGCAAAUGUGUCUUUAUGGAUGCAGACACUUUGGUGUUAUGUAACAUUGAUGAACUGUUUGAACGGGAAGAGCUUUCAGCAGCUCCUGAUUCUGGCUGGCCAGAUUGCUUUAAUAGUGGCGUAUUUGUCUUUCGACCUUCUGUAGAAACUUAUAACCGUCUGCUGCAGUUUGCUACUGAAUAUGGCAGCUUUGAUGGUGGUGAUCAAGGCUUACUAAAUAGUUUCUUCAGUAACUGGGCAACAACAGAUAUUGGCAAACAUUUACCAUUUAUCUACAACUUAAGCAGUAGUGCUAUCUACACGUAUGUUCCUGCUUUCAAACAUUUUGGCAGAGAUGCAAAGGUAGUUCACUUUUUGGGGUCAGCAAAGCCCUGGCACUACGAGUACAACCCUCAAACAAGAACAAUUAUGCAGGAUGGCUCCACCUCAGGAUCUCAGCAUCAGUUCUCAUAUCUUGUACUCUGGUGGAAGAUAUACUAUGCUAGCAUAUUGCCUUUGUUAGAAAAACUUCCAGAGAUGGAAGACAUGGAAUCCCAGGGACAAAAGCACAUUUUCAAUGGAGAUGAAAUUAGACCGAAAAAUGAGAAUCCUCUUGUUAUCAAUUCUCUGCAAAUCCCUGUGUUUCCAGAACAGACAUCUGAAAUAGACAACACUACUUGCCCACCUGAAGAGUUUGAUACUAAAACUCCACCUGUACCUCAAGUUGAACAACACAAUUCUGAAGUCCGUCUCCCUGAGCCAGACCAGCCAUUAGAACAGCUUGCCUUUCAUCCUGCCCCUCAGCAAACCUUGAAACUGGAUGAGACUACCCAUCUUAUUUCUGAGCUGUCCACUCAGCUGAAACUGGAAGAGCCAAAUGCAGAAGAUGAACGGAAGAAGUGGGAGGAAGGCCGUAUGGACUACAUGGGGAAGGAUGCUUUUGAACAUAUUAAAAAGAAAUUGGAUACAUUUUUAAAGUAGACUUAAUUGUAAUGCAAUAUAUUGACCAGCCACUGUUUGCAUUUGUGGUGUACAUGCAACCCCUGGGAUGUUUAUCUUCCUUUGAUAUUGAAGUUAAAAUGGACCUCCUCUAUUUUAAGAAAAAAAUUGCAAACAUAGCACCACUAAUUUUUUAACUCUGGUGUGUGCCUCAUAUUGAUUGUUGACCUAGAGUGCCUCACGAAAUAGUAGUGCAGAAAUUGUGACAUCUCCACUUGAUAUCCCUGCAUUAAGGAAAAAGUCCUAUAGUAUUCUGCAGUAAUAUCCAAAAUAUUAGAACUGAUAACAUUAAACUUCCAGAGGAUCCUUAGAUUAAUCUAGAGGAUUUCCACCUUUAGAAAAUGUUGCAAAACCUUUUUUAUGAAAGCUUUUCCACUGGAACCAAAGUGACAUUCACACCAUUAACCAUUAUACAUAAGCUGACAAAGGGGAAAAGCCAAAGGAGGAAACCCUGGCUCCACUGAAAUCAAAACUCCCGUUGACUUCAGUGGGGCUAGGCCUUCACCUGGAUACUCCAAGAAGUCUACUUGCUCUUCUACUUUAGGUGGAAGGUGCUCAGGUACAUAGCUAAUGGGCAACAGUACAACUCUAAAAUAGAUGGUAAUGGUGUUACUAGUUUCUUUUGGAUCAUUGCGAUAAACUGCUACAGGAUUUUUAUAUGUUACCUCACUCUGUAUAUUCAGGGUUUCUCAUGUUUUAUUAUGUAUUUUAUUAGCUAAAUGGUUGAGAGAGAAAAAAACACUGUAUAGGCCUUCAUAACUAACAGCUGUUCUGCCUCAUUGUGGUGCUUGAAAUGAAUUUGUUUACUAGUGCUCCAAACUGCAUUUCACCAAGGCACUAAAUCCAUUAGAUGGUACUUAUCUAUAUUGCAGGCAGUUUGGGUGCAUCUGAGACAGAUAACUGAUACCUAUUUAAUAAAACAGCUAUUUAUUAGCUAUAAAUUAAAGGCCUAUUUCCAGAAACCAAUACAACUGUGUGUAUGGUUACUGUCAGUGGGACCGUGCUGUAUUAACUAUACUUGUGAGGGUACUCCUUUGCAGAUUUGGGCCUUUAGAUGUAACUUUAAUCGUGUUGUUAAAUAAAAAUAAAUACAUUUCAGAAGACUGAGAAA